This is a messenger RNA of Micropterus dolomieu (smallmouth bass), 2840 nucleotides long. RefSeq names its product ecdysoneless homolog (Drosophila) (gene ecd). Gene Ontology annotation, cellular component: nucleus. The transcript is spliced from 14 exons. The coding region runs from base 275 to 2299 and encodes 674 amino acids. The record is from RefSeq and is a predicted model, not a curated record. Lineage: Eukaryota; Metazoa; Chordata; Actinopteri; Centrarchiformes; Centrarchidae.
GCGUGCUAUUUUCUCUGUAAUUUAAUCAUACUGUGGGUUAUUUUUAUCUGUAGAAUAGCGAAAAUUGGUUAAUAUUAAAUGUAGGACCUAUUAUUUGUUACACCAUUGGGAUAGUCGAGUAAAACUCACAGUAGGACCAAACAGAGACAGAUGGCGUGAAAGCAGCGUACGGAGAAGUUAAAAAGUGUUAUUGUUUACAGCAUUUAAAUCUCUCUGGACUUCACUGACAUAAUAUCUCAGAAUUAAAAACAAGGUCUUUUUAAAAACUGCUACAAUGGACGCCCUGCAGAGGAGAGUGGUUCAGGAGGACAUGGUUCAGUACAAACUCUUCUUGAUCCAGCCAGACGGUUCAACUUCACAGCAGUCUGAGGAACAUCUCACACAUCUAGUGGAGGAAGUUCUGGCGAAGGUUGCCCCACUCCUGAUACAAUACAUCUGGCAGCAUCAGUCAUUCAACCUCAAGUAUCAUCCUGAGAAAGGAGGUGUCCCUGCUCACAUUGGAGGUAGCACUCAGUUUGGGGACAAUGUGGAGGAUGAGUGGUUUAUUGUUUACCUCCUACAGCAAAUAACAGAAGCCUUCCCAGAGCUUGCAGCCAGAAUUGAGGACAAUGAUGGAGAGUUUCUUCUGAUUGAAGCAGCAGAUUAUCUUCCCAAGUGGCUGAAUCCAGACACCAGUGAAAACAGGGUCUUCUUCUAUAGGGGACACCUGCACAUUCUGCCCUGUCCCUCCAAAUCCAGUCCAGUGGGGGUGUCAAAAGAUGUGGUUCCAAGUAUGGCACAAGCUCUAGCACUUCUCUCCACCCACCCAGAGGCCUGUCAGGCAAGCCCCAAGAUUUGUUCAGCCCUGAGGAAGCGACUAGAGGGGUACCCAGAGAAGAUUACAACCGGCCUGCAUCGUGCUCACUGCUUCAUACCUGCAGGUAUUGCCACAGUGUUAGCACAGCGACCAGACCUGGUCGCCCCUGCAGUGUCUUCCUUCUACCUGCGGGAUCCAGUAGAUCUACAGGCGUGUCGAAGCUUCAAGACCUUUCCUCCUGAUACACGAGUCCUCACCUCGGUAACAUUCACACGUUGCCUGUACGCCCAGCUGCAGCAGCAGCAGUUCAACCAAGACCGGAGGAGCGGCUUCACCAUGCCUCCUCGCUCUCAUCCCCAGUACAAAGCUCAUGAGCUUGGCAUGAAACUGGCCCAUGGCUUUGAGAUCAUGUGCUCUAAGUGCAGGCUGCCGUCAUCAGAGCCUGAUGCCCCCAUCAGUUGUAACCCUCAGUGGAAAGGCUUCAUGGACAGUCUGAAAAAGAACAACUACUUCAGGGGAGAGCUGGAAGGUUCGGUGCGUUACAGGGAACUGACUAGAUCUGCAGAAAACUUCUUCAAACAGUCUGUCGCCUCAACGUCAAGUGCUUCGUCACCGGGUGAGGAGGUUCUCCAGCUGCUGCACAGCUGCAAUCCAUUCAAAUUGGAGGAGCUAAAGAAACAAGAGUCACAGCUCCCCCAAGAGGACAGUGACAGCUGGCUGGAUAUCACAGCUCAAGAUUUGGAGCGCAUGUUGCAGGAGAGGAGCGGGGGGAGAGCUGAUGCUGGGAGCCAAAACUCCAGGUCCACCAAACAGAGACAACAUGUUGGGGGUGCAAAAGAGAGGAGAAAGGAGGAGACGGAGGACAGCAAAGAGGAGGAGGAGGCCGGUUACAGCCUGGUAGCAGUCAGUCAGGGCAUGAAAAACUUCCUCAGUGCCAUGUCAUCGCAUGAGGGUGCUGAACUGCCCUGUUUUUCUCUGUGUUCCAGGAGCAGUUCAACUCAGCCUUUUAGUUUUGACCCCGACUCCAUGGCCAAUGCGCUGGACAGAGUACUAGGAAGCAAAGAAGACGAGCUAGACUCGGAUGAUCUGAGUGAUGAUGACGACGAAGAAGAUGAUGAGGGGGAGGAGAGGGAGGAAAAAGAAGAGGGGUCAUCCGGUCAUGCAGAGAUGAAUGGGACAGAAACUUUGGACGGUCUCAGAGCAUACAUGGACCAAAUGGAUCAGGAGCUGAUGAGCACUAAUAUAGGACAAAGCUUCAAUCUGACUAAUUGCAACAAGGCAGGUUUGGGCAAUGGCUCCCCUCAUCCCUCUGCCACAGACGGACUUCCGACAAAUGGAGGAGCGGAGGAGAUGGAGGAGGAGAUCCAGCCCCUUGAUGUCGACCUCAACCUGGUCACAAACCUGCUGGAAUCCCUCAGCUGCCAGGCCGGCCUGGCCGGACCGACUUCUAACCUGCUGCAGAGUCUGGGUAUUCACCUACCACCCAACUCUGAUCCCUCAUAAAGGACGUAGAGAGGUAGAGGCAAUAUCUGGCACUCUCAAACACACAGCAAGGACCAGCAUCUGCAGCUAAGGAGGCUCCCCUUAAAGCUGGUAGCAGAAUGCCUUGAUACUUCUGUUGGCAAAGCACUUAUGGAUGUUGAGGACGUCCUGUCGAGUUUUUAUCUUAAACAAACAUGAUUUUGUUUUUUUACAUUCAAUGCCUCUCAGACAAACUUAAUGUGUGCACUGUAAAACUGUGUGCUUUGGGAAUGGAAAACACGGGUGCAUUUCCUACAUCAUAAAACAUUAGGAAAAAAAAUCUGUUGUUGUAUGCAUUGUUGUUGUAUACAGUUAACAUUAGACAACAUGAUUUACAAAUAUACUUAACAUACCAAAAUAACUUCAUAAGAUUAUUUAGCAGAUUGUUUUCUAUAUAUAUAUAUAUAUAUAUAUAUAUAUAUUUAUAUUUCUCUAUAAUGGUGUGAAAAUUGUGGUAUAAAUUUGCAUGCAUCUUCAGUAUUGGCAAUGUAAAUACAGAUUUAUUUUGUCAGUGUUGCCCUGA